GCCCCUUCCCCCCUCCCUCCCCGCCCCGUCGAGGCCCCGUUACCGGACCGCUGCACCACCCCUAGACUCCGCACUGCCCCCUCCUCCCCGCCUUCCCAGAAGCGGGGUUCCCUUCCCUUUGACUCUCUGUGCAUUCAUUUGGGCCACACUUCCAGGCCCUGCCUGCCCCUGCCCCUUGCGGGGAGCCGGAGUCCCCCCACCUCGAGGAGCUAGGAGACAUCGCGCUUCCCAGACCCUGUGCGGGUCUGAGGGCCCCUGCACCAGCCCAGAAGAGAGAGGCUGAGUGCCCCUUCUUUCCUCUGUCCAGUCCUACAUCACCAGCUGUCGGAGGAGUGGGCCUCUAACCGCGUAGCCCUAGGGGAGCCCCGCCCAGUACUGUAGGAGCCCCGCCCCCAGACCACCUCAGUAGUCCCAGGCAGCCCGCAGGGCCCCGCGCCCGUCCCGACGGAGGAGGUGCCCCCUACCACGGGCCAGGUCUGCCCCGCCCCGGUCACCCGGUCAGAUAGCCUGGGCCCCGAGCCCGGCCCCGCCUCUGCCCUGCUCCGCCCCGCCAAGUAGGUUCCCCGGCGUGGGCCUGGGCCUGCAGCCCGGGCCAGGCCCCGGGGCCCCCCGCCGCGGCGGUAGCAUGGCCUCGGAGUCGGUGAAAGUGGUGGUUCGCUGCCGGCCCAUGAACCAUCGGGAAAAGGAGCUGAACUGCCAGUCCGUGGUGACGGUGGACUGCGCCCGCGGCCAGUGCUUCAUCCAGAACCCGGGCGCCGCAGACGAGCCGCCCAAGCAGUUCACCUUCGACGGCGCCUAUUACCUGGAGCAUUACACCGAGCAGAUCUACAAUGAGAUCGCCUACCCCCUAGUGGAGGGUGUCACUGAGGGCUACAAUGGCACUAUCUUUGCCUAUGGUCAGACAGGCAGUGGGAAAUCCUUUACUAUGCAAGGCCUGCCAGAUCCUUCUACCCAGAGAGGCAUCAUCCCCAGAGCAUUUGAACAUAUUUUUGAGAGUGUCCAGUGUGCUGAGAACACCAAAUUCUUGGUUCGUGCUUCCUACCUAGAGAUCUAUAAUGAGGAUAUCCGAGACCUGUUGGGCGCUGACACCAAGCAGAAGCUGGAGCUGAAGGAGCAUCCAGAGAAGGGCGUCUACGUGAAGGGACUGUCCAUGCACACAGUCCACAGUGUGGCCCAGUGCGAGCGUAUCAUGGAGAUGGGCUGGAAGAACCGGUCAGUGGGCUACACUCUAAUGAACAAGGAUUCGUCACGCUCUCACUCCAUCUUCACCAUCAGCAUCGAGAUCUAUGCUGUGGAUGAGCGAGGCAAAGACCACCUUCGGGCAGGGAAGUUGAACCUAGUUGACCUGGCAGGUAGUGAAAGGCAGUCGAAAACAGGAGCCACAGGGGAACGGCUCAAGGAGGCUACAAAAAUCAACCUCUCUCUGUCGGCUUUGGGCAAUGUCAUUUCUGCCCUGGUGGAUGGCCGCUGCAAACACAUCCCCUACCGAGACUCAAAGCUCACCCGGCUGCUGCAGGACUCCUUGGGGGGCAACACCAAGACCCUCAUGGUGGCCUGCCUGUCCCCUGCCGACAAUAACUACGAUGAGACCCUCAGCACCCUGAGGUAUGCCAACAGAGCCAAGAACAUUAAGAACAAGCCUCGCAUCAAUGAGGAUCCCAAGGAUGCCCUCCUAAGGGAGUACCAGGAGGAGAUCAAGAAAUUGAAGGCCAUCUUGGCUCAAACAGUGAACUCAAACAACUUGUCAGCCUUGUUGUCAAACCAGUUGUUUGGUAAACCCUCACAACAGGAAGAAAAGCCGCCUCCUAUACCACCACCUCCUCAGCCAGAUAUUGAGGCCGAGAAGCAAUUGAUUCGAGAGGAGUAUGAGGGAAAGCUGGCCCGGCUAAGAGCUGAUUAUGAAGCAGAACAGGAGUCAAGAGCCAAGCUGGAAGAGGACAUCACCGCCAUGCGCAAUUCUUAUGAUGUGAAGUUGUCUACCUUGGAAGAGAACCUCAGGAAGGAGACUGAGGCAACCCAGAAGGCUGAGGCCCUGUCCAAAGCUGAAGCCCUGCUCAAGGCCGAGGCCCUGUCCAAGAUUGAGGCCCUGUCCAAGGCUGAGGCCCAGUCCAAGGCUGAGGCCCAGUCCAAUGCUGAGGCUCUGUUCAGGGCUGAAGCCAUGUAUAAGGCUGAACUCAUGUCCAGGGCUGAGGCCCAGGCCAAGGCGGAGGCCAUGAUGAAGGAAGCUACUCUCAGGAGCGAAGAACUAAAAUCCGAAAGCCAACUGGAAGUCCCCCUUGAGAUCUCCCCUGAGAUCCCAUUGUUGGAGGAAUCUGACCAGACUGAGCCUCCCCCGGAAUCUGAGGCCCCCCUCCUGCCUGAGGCCCCCUUCCUGCCUGAAGAGCCCCCCAAAGAAGAAGCCAUACUUUUGCCUGAGGAGCCCUUUCCUUUGGAUGUCCCUAUUGAGCUGGAAACCCUGCUGCCAAGUGAAAUCCUUGUAUCUGAUACUCCAGUCAAGCCUGAUGAGUUGCCCAAGGAUGAACUCUUACUCAAGUCUGAAGCCUUCUUCCAGGGUGAAACUAUGGUUGAGGAGACUGUGGAGCCAUCCCUGGAACAGGCAUUUGUGGAGCUGCAACCUAUUAUAUUAGACAUAUCUCCAGAAGCUAAGCAGAUCUCAGGACAGCUGGCCAUUUUUGAUGAGCUGGAGGUAAAGCUGUCCAAGAUGCCUCCUGGGUCUACCAAGAUUGAGAUAUCAGAAAUUCCACUGCAGUAUUCCAUGUCAGAACUGCCACCACCAAGUGAUAUGAAGCCUGAAGACUUUCCUGCCUUGGAGGCCAAAAGUGAGUCUGAGCAGCCACAGAUCCCCAAGAAAGAGAGCAUAGGAGUGGAAGUGGCAGUGGUGACAGAUGAAAUCCCUGCAGCUGUGGACCAGGAACAGGUGCUGGCCAGGUUGCAUAUGCUGGAGCAGCAGGUGGUGGGAGGAGAGCAAGCCAAGAACAAGGAUCUGAAGGAGAAAUUGAAGCGGCGUAAGCGGUAUGCGGAUGAGCGGAAGAAGCAGCUGGUGGCCGCCCUGCAAAACUCUGAUGAGGAUAGUGGCGACUGGGUGCUCCUGAAUGUCUAUGAUUCCAUUCAGGAGGAAGUGAGAGCCAAGAGCAAACUCCUGGAAAAGAUGCAGAGAAAGCUGCGGGCUGCAGAGGUAGAAAUCAAAGAUUUGCAGUCAGAAUUUGAGCUGGAGAAGAUUGAUUAUUUGGCCACCAUCCGCAGGCAAGAGCGAGACUUCAUGCUCUUUCAGCAGCUUCUUGAACAGAUGCAGCCACUGAUUCGCCGGGACUGUAACUAUAGCAACCUUGAUAAGAUCAAGCGGGAAUCAUGCUGGGAUGAAGAGAAUGGCUUUUGGAAGGUGCCAGAGCCUGUCAUUGUGAAAACCAGUCUCCCUGUAGCAGUUUCAACAUUAUCACAGAAUAAACCCUCCAGAAAAUCCUGUUCAGCUGAGAAUGGAGAACCUUUGCAGGAAGAAGAUCGCUACAAGCUAAUGCUGAACAGGAGUGACAGUGAGAAUAUUGCCAGUAACUAUUUCCGAUCUAAACGGGCCAGUCAGAUCCUCAGCACGGAUCCAAUGAAGAGCCUGGCUUACCACAACUCGCCCCCCGGGCUCAACUCCCCUCUGAACAACGCCUCCUCCAUCCUGACACCCAUCCCGCCCCCCCAGCCCACGGACAUGCCCCAGCCUCGGCCCUUUCGCCUCGAGUCCCUGGACAUCCCCUUUGCCAAGGCCAAGCGCAAGAAAAGCAAAAGUAACUUUGGCAACGAGCCCCUCUGAGCACCGCCCCUACCCGGCCCCGCCCCGCCCCACCCCCGCCCUGCCCUGCCCUGGGUUGGCUGCUCCCUGGCCCGGCCGGGCUGGGCCGUUCUCUGCCUCCCCUCCCUUCCGGCCGGGGGGUGGGAUGGGUGCCCGCUGGCGUUGGCCGGCUCAACUUGCCGGGCUGCUGGAUGGCAAGGAAAGGCUCCUUUCGCUACAUGAUACGGGCACCUCUCGAGUCACUCAAACAGCACUGUUCUCCUUAAAAGGGCACAACAGUAGUUGUUUUCCCGCCCCCCCUCUCUCCCCCAUUCUGUUUGCACCUGCAGCCUGAGUCCCCCGAGCACCUGCCAGCCAGUGUUGAUCCUGACGGACCUUACCGGACCAACCCUCCCCAAACGCACCACCGCCAAGGGUUUUCUGGGGGCCACCCUCCAGACCGGGGGGCACCCUAUCCCUUUGCAUGGAUGAGACUGGAAAGAAAUCCCUUUGACCAGAGGGAGGGAGAAGGCUUUUCUUUGGCCUCUCCUGUUGAUUGAGCUUUGGAUUCCUGAUGAGAAAAAUAAAUGGCGCAUACAGAUCAGUGGAGGGACAAGCCCUGGCCUCACCAGGGAGCUGCCUGCUCCUGUUCAGGUGGGAGCCAGCCCUCUCCUGCACAUAGGGAGCUUCCCACCGAACUGGCAUAUUAAACUGCCUCAUUCUGA
Monodelphis domestica (gray short-tailed opossum) is the source of this 4482-nucleotide messenger RNA. It is a transcript of the gene KIF17, whose product is annotated as kinesin family member 17. NCBI's taxonomy places the organism in Eukaryota, Metazoa, Chordata, Mammalia, Didelphimorphia, Didelphidae. Gene Ontology annotation, biological process: microtubule-based movement. The record is from RefSeq and is a predicted model, not a curated record. Gene Ontology annotation, molecular function: microtubule motor activity; microtubule binding; ATP binding.